Messenger RNA from Perkinsus marinus ATCC 50983, 1183 nucleotides. RefSeq names its product RING finger protein, putative. Bases 17 to 856 code for a protein of 279 amino acids. NCBI's taxonomy places the organism in Eukaryota, Perkinsozoa, Perkinsida, Perkinsidae. The transcript has 7 exons. The record is from RefSeq and is a predicted model, not a curated record.
AGAAUUGUCUAAUUCAAUGUCAACGUCAUCUUCCUCCACGCCAUUUGGGAGGAUAUACUGUCACACUUGCGGCCAUGUGACCGCCUCGACACCUUCUGACCCUUGGAGAUGCUCAUCUUGCCGCGGCUGUUUUGUAGAGAAGUGGGACGGACAGGAGGAUACCCCCUGGACGGCCGAGGCUGACCGUGACGAGCUUGUUAUUAACGAAUCAGUCAGCGAGUCCGCGGGUGCAGUGAGCGGUUCACCUACGCCGCCCGACUACCCUCCACCACCUCCCAUGACCAUCGCGGUUGAUAUCGUCGAGACGCCGCGAAUGGAGCCAGCGGAUGAGGCUUGGAAUGCCGUCCGAAGAAGUCGUGCAGCAUCUUGGUGGAUUCCUCCAUCGAGAGAGCAUCAAGCUAUGGGAAGGGAAUCUUUUGACAAUACGCGGCCCUUCGGUCAUGGACAGGGUAUGAUCAUAGGGAUGGAUGCUAUGCCGCUCUUAGUGGGCUCUAACGGCUCAGCUACGGGUCAACAGGGCAAUGGUGUCUCGCCGUUCGAGAGGGCACUGCUACAGCAGGUGUUAAUGGCGACCUUCAACCAUCCAGGACUGCGUUCUCAUGCUACGUCGCCAUCAGUUCUAUCACGCUUCAGAGACGUCACGGCCACUCGAGAAGAUGAGCAAGACGAAUGUGCUAUAUGUCAGUGUCGUUAUGUAAGCGGUGAUGUAUUGAAUCGAAUACGCGAUGCCAUCCCUCGAGACGUCCCCUGUAGUUGCCCUCAUGCCUUUCAUAAGCAAUGCAUUCGACCAUGGCUCGAGCAGCACAACUCAUGCCCAGUGUGUCGCUUCGAGCUGCCCUCCUCUCCCUCCUCGUGAAAUCGUUGUUUUAUGCGUGUAAACAGCAGUAGCAGCAGUAUAGAUGAAUCAAUACCGUCACGCGCCACGAAAUUGCUUAUGUGUUGGAUCAUCAUCCUAUUGCUACAGUAUCGGUCGAAGAAACUUUUCUACUAUACAGCACCCAUCGUUCGAGGCGAUCGUAUUGAUCGCUUCCAGCAAGCAGCACUUUUCUAUCCAUAAUACACCAACUUAUCUGUAGUAUUUUACUGUAACACCUGAAGCAAAUCCAAGAGGAAGCCUAUUCUGUCACUCGCCACGAAAUUACUCUUCGUGGAUUGUCUAUAGAAGGCGAUGCCUGGACUGGUG